Trypanosoma brucei brucei TREU927 is the source of this 804-nucleotide messenger RNA. Its product is annotated as protein kinase, putative. NCBI's taxonomy places the organism in Eukaryota, Euglenozoa, Kinetoplastea, Trypanosomatida, Trypanosomatidae. The record is from RefSeq and is a predicted model, not a curated record. Gene Ontology annotation, molecular function: ATP binding; protein serine/threonine kinase activity. Bases 1 to 804 code for a protein of 267 amino acids. The transcript has a single exon. Gene Ontology annotation, biological process: protein phosphorylation. Gene Ontology annotation, cellular component: cytoplasm.
AUGCUGGACAUCAAGAUAGAAAAGUAUGACAUUUUUGUUGAGAAGGUGAAGGUAGUGCAGCGGAGAAUCGAACAACUAAACCAGUGGCCUUCAGUCGACUCGAUGGUUAGGUACAAGGAAGCGCGGCUCUCACCACGUUAUCUACUUGUUACCGCAGAGGAGCCCACUGACGGUAUUCUAGAGCCCCUUGAACUUCCGAUGGGGGAGGAAGAUGCGUGUAUGGUCAUAAUGGGACUGAUGCGGGCGCUGCACGCCCUGCACAUGCGUAAAUUAGUCCAUGGGCACCUCCGCCCUGAAGUGUUGCGCCGGCAUAGUGCAUCUGGGCGGAUCGUUCUGCUACAGCAAGUUCUCACCAUAGACUUGUUUGAUCCUUCCAGUGAUGUAGGGCAAGAAGUGUGGCGCUGCUGUGCACCGGAAAUAAUGCGGGCAUCGCCGUUUGAUUACAGCGCCGACAUAUGGGGUCUGGGGGCUGUUUUGCUGCAACUUGUUGCACCGGCAGGGAAGGUGUAUGAAACAGAGGACCUGGUAGAGUUGGACAUCAUCUCACCGGAGGUGUCGUCGUUGAGCUCUUCCGUUGUGAGCUUUGUCAUGCAGUGUCUGCAGGAAGACGCACACGCUCGACCGACAAUAGCGGAACUCAUAAUGCAUCCGUUACUUACUAACAGGGACGGACUUGACAAGAGUUGCACGGAGGAAGAAGAGGAUGAGGAAGAAAGUGAACCAGAAGAGGAGAAAAAAGAGAAUGAUACUGCAGAAGAGGAGGAAGAGACGGAGGAGAGUGAGGAAGCCGAUGAGGAACCGUAG